AUGGCAAACAUUCCUGGUGUCUCAGCUGAUGCGACAUCCUUAAACUCGUCGUACCCACAGUAUAAUUACGAAGCUCGAGUCGCUCUGGCUGCAUUCUGGAUUCUUUUUACGAUCGCAGGAUUCACGGGAAGCAGUCUCGUGAUCUGGUCGGUCGUCUUGUCCAAGAAGCUACGUACCGUGACCAAUGCCUUCGUGGUCAACCUCAGCGUUGCCGAUUUCUGGACGUCCCUGUCCUACCCGUGGUUGGCUGUGGCAGGACUAAGUACCACUAGCUGGCCUCUGACCUCUGAGAUUCCCUGUCGAAUUGCAGCUGUCCAGUUCGACACCGGGUUCGGUGCAAGCCUGUAUAUCCUAGCAGCCAUAGCGGUAAAUCGUAUGGUGAUGAUUACCCAGCCCAUCGAUAUCUACAGGUGGCUUUACACUCCCCGUAAAGUUGCUGUUAUGAUCGCAGCUACCUGGAUCCUACCCUGGAUGGUCGUUGGUAUUCCGCCGCUAUGUCAAGCCGGUCAGCUUGGAUUCGACAUAACAACACGCUCCUGUUCAAUCAUAGAAUCAGAUGAAAACAGUGCUAGUUACAAACUAACCCAGACCCUUGGCAUGUACCCAAUACCAAUGAUAAUCAUCAUCAGUUCCUACACGGCCUUGUACGUCAACAUCAGACGUCACUUCAAGCAGCAAAGGAGACGGCACGUUAUAACUAAAACCCCUACUGUUGAGAUGGACCUGAGUGAUUACUGCAAGACUGACCCAAGUAGGCAGUCGUUAGGUCCAACCAUCAGUUCCAUGUCCAAAAGCAACAUUCAGGCCAUCAAACGUCAACAGUUGGCAAUCACCAAGAACCUGUUCCUGAUAUGCCUAACAUUUACUUUACUCGUCUCGCCUUACUUCUUAUCCCUUGCUGCUCCGCAUAGUUCAGGCUUUACUCCUUUCGCUGCUGCCAUCGCUACGAUUAACAGCUGCGUCAGUCCCAUCAUCUACACGUGUAAUCACCCUGAUUUCAAAGUUAUUUUCCCCAAGAUGCUCAAGUGCCGCUAUUCGGAAAUACCCGAACCUUCGGACUUUCUGAAAUAUUUUCUCUCGCGACGAAAACCUGGCAACUGA
This is a messenger RNA of Acanthaster planci (crown-of-thorns starfish), 1101 nucleotides long. Its product is annotated as octopamine receptor beta-1R-like. Lineage: Eukaryota; Metazoa; Echinodermata; Asteroidea; Valvatida; Acanthasteridae. Gene Ontology annotation, molecular function: G protein-coupled receptor activity. Gene Ontology annotation, cellular component: membrane. Gene Ontology annotation, biological process: G protein-coupled receptor signaling pathway. The record is from RefSeq and is a predicted model, not a curated record.